Symbiodinium necroappetens is the source of this 902-nucleotide messenger RNA. NCBI's taxonomy places the organism in Eukaryota, Dinophyceae, Suessiales, Symbiodiniaceae. The record is from the annotation of a GenBank genome assembly.
GACUUCAUGAAACACAACCCCUUAGUUGGUCCAUCUUCGAAGUUUGCUUUGGCAGGACAGUUGAUGUGAGUCAGAUUCGAGAACAUCCCUCGAACAUGGCUACUGUCUUCAGCCAGCAGGAAAGCCGUUUCUCAGAACGGGAAUCCUCUGGCCAAGAGCAAGCCAAUCUCGACGAGGAAGCUGUCCUAGAGCACACGGAUCGCGGGAACUAUCAGGAAAGUGACUAUAAGUUGCCACUUGAACGAUGCAACCUGAACACGGUCAGGAUCUGCAAUUUCCACCUACACAACGUCGUCGCCUCCAAGCAGCCGGGAAUCACCAAUGAGGCCCUGGCUGUCAUGUUCACUGAUGCUUUCCAUUUUCAGUGUGACAUCAUUGCUGGAGACGGCAAUAUGGCGGCGUACAGGCGACCUCUGAUCCACGGCAUGCACCACGACCACGUUUCGUCAGUCACCACCGAGGACUACAACAAACUUCCAGGAAUCAUGAUGGUGGUUCUCAUGAAUACCGAUUCCGAGUGUCCGAAUUUCUUCUGCAUACUUCCAAGUCUCAUUGGAUGUUGCCGGAUAAGGAAGCAGAAGCAGAAGGAGAGAAAGAUUGAGGGAAAGCAUGGCUCCACAACUGAAGAUCGGAAUCCAGCAGGCCCGCAGAGCCUAAGGCUAAUCCACCAGCACGUGAUUCCGCAACUGGUCAAAGAGAAAGCGGUCUCUCCGGAUCGGGAUCUCGCAGACCAGCUGAACCGACAGGACCUCCUCCUGCCCGUCGACGAGUCCAUGAACGACCAGCUGGAACUGGAAUCUCUCUGGAGUUUCAAGAUUCCCAAGAUGUUGCUGACCUUCUGGACUCAGACGAGAUUGAUCCCUAUCUCGAGGGCAAUGUUGACUUCCUCAGGGGAGCUUUGA